Molecule: messenger RNA, 660 nt
Organism: Pseudozyma hubeiensis SY62
Lineage: Eukaryota; Fungi; Basidiomycota; Ustilaginomycetes; Ustilaginales; Ustilaginaceae
Product: potential histone-like transcription factor
Exons: 1
Coding region: 1-660 (219 amino acids)
Biological process (GO): heterochromatin formation; DNA damage response; leading strand elongation
Cellular component (GO): epsilon DNA polymerase complex; CHRAC
Molecular function (GO): protein heterodimerization activity; chromatin DNA binding
Source: RefSeq, a predicted model, not a curated record
AUGCCAAGAAAGUCGACAGGAGGGGUAUCUGUGGGAGGUGGAUCUCAACCUAGCACUCCUAAGUCGAGGAAAUCCAUCUCGACGGAUUCACCGCUUCCGCUGAAUCCUGAUGUAUCCAUCACCACUACUUCCGCCAACGCUUCACUGUCAAUCCCGACGACUUCAAAAGCUGUUCUCAAACAACAAGAAGUCGCACUUCGCGGGAUUGAAUCCUUCGAACUACCCCGUGGUCCUCUCAUCAAAUUCGCAAAAACCACCCUCCCCGACUCCAUCACCUUGCGCAAAGACACCCAAUCCGCCAUCGUCCGUUCCGCUUCCGUCUUCAUCAGCUACCUCACCUCCACCGCUCACGACAACGCCAAAGCCAAAAAAGGCAAGAUCAUAGGCGCCCAACACGUCAUCGAUGCACUACGAGACUUGGAUUUUACCCACGAAGAGGUCAAGGAAAUCAAGGAUCAUCUCAGAGCCUACAGAGAAGCAGCAGCAAAGAAGAAAGAGAAAUCGAAAGAAAGCAAGGAUGGAGCAACAGGGGAAGGAGAGAAGGAUGGCGAUCAGAGUUUGGUAGAGGAUGCGUUGGAGGUGGAAGAAGAGUACGAGGAGGAGGCGGCAGAGCAGGAAGAGGACGACGAAGGCGCAGAUCAGUUGAUGGACGAAGACUGA